Molecule: messenger RNA, 10900 nt
Organism: Monodelphis domestica (gray short-tailed opossum)
Lineage: Eukaryota; Metazoa; Chordata; Mammalia; Didelphimorphia; Didelphidae
Gene: ANKRD33B
Product: ankyrin repeat domain 33B
Molecular function (GO): protein binding
Source: RefSeq, a predicted model, not a curated record
CUCUGUAUUUGACUUUGUUCUUCUGAUUAUUGCUUCCUAUCUUGUGGGGUUGCUCGAGCUGUUACACACAAGGCAGCCCCCAGAGGUUAAUAAUUUAGGGGGUUACCAUCUUUAAAGAGAGCUUUUUUACCCAAGGGCAGGCGGACUCAAUUACCCUCUAGUAAAGUAACAGGGAUUUAGAAUGGACUAUUUAAGACUGAUCCACAGUAUUUUCUGCUCCCUAUUCCCAAUCCCCCUCCUUUUUUCUUCAUGUACUUUUAAUGAUUACAUGAUCUUAAAGAGGAAGAAGACAGAAGGUGAGUGAGUUCAUUCUGGAAGAUACGGGCUGUUGUCAUGACUCCGGGAUCCCUGGGGUGGAGAGAAAAUGGACUCAGUAUCUGAUUAGGCGAAAGAAAGUACCUACGGAGACUUUUUUUUUCUUUUUUAAACGGUCCCAGGGAGAAUUGUAUUGAAUCCGAGGCAGGACUCGAGGGAAUCAGACCUUUCUGACACAGGAAACCCAAGUCGCUUUUUGCUUAACUUUAGAUGUGGGAGGGAGUAUGCCUCCUUUGAACUUGGAAUCACGGAGAAGAAUGCAGUUAGUUACUUCUGUUUUCUCUCUCACCUCUAGUAAUUCGUCUGAGGAUUCCCAAAGUGUGAAAGCUGGAGCUGGUGCCUAGGGCGCAUCCUCCCAGACCCCGCGUUCACAACCCGCUCCCGCGCCCAGAAGAGGGAGGGGCUGGAAGUAACCCUGGGGCCUGGGGAGCCCCACCUGUUUCUUUUUCUACUUCGGACAGGGGCUCCCUCCUCGGCCACACCUUCCCUUUGUCGGAGAAAUUAAUCCCUGGGGAUUUCAAGGGGGAGGGGUAAAAGCAGCCGGCCUCUGGCCAAUCGGCCAGCCAGCCAGCUAACCCGUCUGCUGCCCUCUACAUCGAACGCGCAACUUGGUGAGUGCCCUGCGUGAAUCCCCGUGGCCUGCGCUCCACGCUGGGCUGCCCCGGCGCCCGCCCCCUGCCUCCUCCUGGGGCACCUGGAAAACCCCAGCCGCUCCGCCCGAGCCCUCUUGGGGCUCGGCAUUUGCAGCUUCAUACUUUUCUUUGCGGAGUGAAAAAGAUAAGUCUCCGGUUUCCGGCAAGGCGGAGGCUAGAGGGAGAGUCUGCUCUAUUUUAAAAUGUACUUGUCGAGGGGUGGGGGAGAGCGGUGAGUGAAAGUAGGAGAAAACGCUUCCCGGGUAGACUCCCGCCUUGGUCCUGAGCCUCGGGACUUUGCAGCUUGGGGCACCCGACUCGCGUGGAGUUCCCUGGGCCAAGAAAGGUGGGAGAGCACACGGGGACGCACCACAGCGCUACUGGUCCCGGAGAGGGGCUGCUUCGCACGCCCCCGCCUGCCUCGCUGGCUCCCUCGCGCCUAGCCCACGCGGCCCGGAGCUGAGUGGGGCGGGGCGCCGGCAUGGGGCUGCUGUCGGGGGACUGUCAGGAAGGAGGAGGCAGCGGCGGCCGCGGCCAUGGGGAGCAACCGGCCAGCCCGGGCUGCGUAGCGGAGGAGGAAUCCUUCCCGGCCCUGAGAGUCGGGGAGGAGAAGGAGGAGGACGGGGCGGAAGAAGACUAUGAAGAGUAUGUGGACUUUUCGCUCCUGCCCGACGCUCGCAGCAUUGCCUCGGACGACUCCUUUUACCCGCCCGACGGGGAGGAUGACUGGCUGGAGCGGGGCGAGUCUUGGUGCUCGGAGACGGAGGACGACUUGGGCGCAGGGGAGGACCUGGAGGUGGUGUCCCUUUUCCAGGCGGCCAGCACCAACAAUGUGGGGUUGCUGAGAGAGCUCAUCCUCCGGGGACCUAGCGCUGAAGAGGUGCUGGAGACCGACCGCAACCGCCGGACUGGCCUUAUUGUUGCCUGCUACCAAGGUUUUGUGGAUAUUGUAGUAGCCCUAGCAGAGUGUCCCCAUAUUGAUGUAAACUGGCAGGACAACGAGGGAAAUACAGCUCUAAUUACAGCUGCACAGGCAGGGCACAUAACUAUCACCAACUAUUUGCUGAACUAUUUUCCUGGUCUUGACCUUGAAAGAAGGAACAUAUUUGGAUAUACAGCUCUGAUGAAAGCUGCCAUGCAAGGUCGAACUGAAUGCAUCCGAGCUUUAAUGUUGGCAGGGGCAGAUGCCCAUGCAACUGAUCCCAACAAAGGAAUGACUCCACGGGAAUGGGCAUCUUACACAGGAAGGUUCGAGGCUGUCUGUGUCCUGCAGAGACUGUUGGACAGGCCCUGUCCUGAGCAGUUCAGCGAGCAGUACAAGCUGGACUGGCCAGUGGUCAAGGAUGUUCUUGUCAAACCAGCAGAGCCCAAGAGCUGUUUACAGAGGCUUAGUGAGUGCUUUCGGUCAGUCUUGUCUUCUCACUAUGUCCAAGAACCUGAAGAUGGGGGGGUCCUUGACCACAUGGUCAGAAUGACCACUAGUCUCUACAGCCCUGCUGUGGCCAUUGCCUGCAAGACUGUGUGCCCCGAGAGCCCCCCCUGUGUGGGGAAGAGGCGCUUUGCAGUGCAGGAGAUCCUCCGCAGACAGAACACUAGGGAGGUUGGUGAUGGUGAGGAGGACAGAGGGGAGAGCCACCAGAAACGCCUUUCCAGCUCCCAGGGUGAGGUGGUUCCAAACCAGACAGAGAGGAGAGCAAGUCUGCAGCCUUCCCCCAUCACAGGGGCGCAGGGGGGUGCAGCAGGCUCUCGGAAGGCCAGUCUGUUGCCCCUACACCUGUUGCGGAGGAGCAGUGUGAGGCCUGGCUUUGUCAUUCCCAAGGUGCGCAUCAACAAAGCCCCCACUCCCACCUUUCAGCCUGAGAGGGUGAAGAAGAAGGCCAGCACCAAGGACAGUACCUACUUGCAGAUUCCCAAAUGGAGAUACAAGGAAGCCAAAGAGGAGAGGAGGAAAGCUGAGGAGGCAGAAAAGAAGAAGGCUCCUGAGGUCCUGAAAGAAAGACGAGUGUCUCCCUGGAAAAAUAGGACUUGAAACCUCGGUGGCAGCAUGCCAACAUCUGGGCUCGGCUUCCAGAGCCAUGGAUCCAGGAUAUGGGAGGGUUCCUUUGAGUGUGGGAGAAAGCCUGGAGGGAGCAAGUGGGGAGCACAAGAACCUGGAGAGAGUGAGUGAGGAUGAGACACUCUCCCUUGCUGCUUCUCCCUUUCCCUCUGCUCUGGGGCUCCUCUCCUUUGGUUUGAGUAGAAAUGGGCUGGCAACAAGUUUUUGGUAGAGAUUGUGGGGCUUGGGAGCUGGGCAGGAAGAUGGGGAGGCACAUUUCUGGGGAUGAAGGAGAUGAACAUGGCAGCUGGUAGGAGACAAAUCUCCCAGACUUCCUCCCCUGUCACUGAGGGAAGGUGUUGGGACUGUCAUGCUGGCCCUUCUUCAUUCCCCCCACCACUAUUUUAUCCCCUCAUUGUGUUCCUUGAUAUCCAUCUGGCUCAGAUCUCAUCGCUUAGAAAGGUGGCUAAGGAGAAGCAGGAAGGAGUAGAAACAACUCCCAUUGGCCUGUAGCCUGUAGAAAUAACCUUUGCAUCACAUGUAUUUCAGAACCAAGAAGAGAGACUAAUGAAUCCAUGAUGGUGGGUAUUGUAGAAUUCUUGUAAUAUAUACACUACUGGCUACACUUCCAUCAUGAAGGAUAGCAUAGAGAUACCAUACAUUUCUCAAAACUCUCCUCUCCCCCAUCUCCUUCAUACUCAAGGAUGGGGCAGUUAAGUGCCUAACACAGUGCCCUGGAUACACUAUACAUUUCAUAAAUACUUAGGAAAUUGAAAUUUAAUUGAAUCACGUCCAAUUUGUGCAUAAUGAUGUCCAAUAAUACUAGAACUUUGCUAUUUGGGUGUUAUCUUUGCCAGUCCCAACAUUAUUAAGGGGUCUGUCUAUCAAUUUAUAUAGAUGAGCAGUUCCUGAAAUGUGGACCACUGACUGACCAUUUUACAUGAUAAAGAAAAGCCAUGUCCUACCUAGAUUAAUAGGAGAUUCAUAUUUAUUUGGGACAUCCCUAGAGAGGUCAUUUGCUUUUUGCACUUGGAUUUGUUAAAUUGUUAAAGCCAGUCAGAAAAAUAAGUACAGACAAUUUCAUGAUGAGAAAGAUGAGAGAGCAAAUCUGUAAGCCUUCACAAGUCCCCAGAAUUGCAAUUAUACUUAGAAAUAUUUCUAGAUAUGGAUAAUUCUCAUUUCUGCAAUUUGGAAGUGAUGACAUCCCUGAGGUGGAAACAUAUCGCUAUUAUAAAAGAAAUAUGUGAUGACCAGAGCUCCCCCUUUAUUUUCUUCCUCCUCUUCUCUCUCAUUCUUAACACUGUGAAGUCAGGAGCCAGCAUGUAUCUAAAUGGCUUGUUUAUCAAACUUGGGAGGUGAUAAUCUGUUCACUCAACUUUUGUGCUAAGAGGACACAAAUGCAGCAACGGGCUUGAGUGGGUAGUUAGCAGCUCAGCUUCUCACUCCCCGAUAGUCAUCAUCCAUCCCAGAGCAGUAAUUCUGUCCAAUAGAAUAAAUUUGAUACCCCAAGUUCUUGUCAGUACCCAGUGAGGUAAGGGGGUGCCACUUGGGGAAGGCAGCUUUUUUAGCCAAAUGCUAUCUCAAAUCAGCGGUUGCUCUGCUGUUUGUAUUUUAAUAGUACUCCCAAUGUUGCCCCAAAGGCUGGUCAUUUCAUACCAUAUCAGCGACUCAGCAUUUAUUAGGCACAUCCUGCUUCAUCAUAUGCCUCCUUUGGUGGCUCUUCAGAAUUUGGCCAGAUUAUUGAUGCAACCCCACUCCACAUUCCCAUAGCUAUCAUAUACUAUUAAGAUGUGGGAGGGGGUUUUGAAUGCUUUUUUACAUUUUUUCCCCCUAACUUUCAGCCAUAGGCAAAGGACACUUUGGGGUCUGUAUACUGAAUAGGCAAAAAGCACAGAGAAUGCUCAUGAUGUCAGCAAAACAGGCUUUAUAUUUUUUCUUCUAAACUGCCCAGCCAGCAGAUUUGGACCAAACAAGUCUUGGCAAGCCAGAUGCUGUGUUUGUCACUUUUCUGUUACUGAGGAAAACAAGAUAAUUGGUCAAAGGAAUAUGAUGGGGAAGGCACAAUGGAAGGCCUAGAGUUAGUUGUGUGUUACAGGACAGAGGAGUCAUUACUGUGUACGUGUUUGUGUGUGUGUAUGCAUAUAUACACGGAUGGCCACAUUAUGUGGAAAACAUAAAAUGAACCAAAGGAGAACGUUUAGUACCGUCCUGGAGUGCCGUCUUUUACCCAACUCUAUUCUUAACUCCAGUCCCACCCAGAUUCUGAAGGGAAAGCACUUUGUUAUUUCUGCACUUUCUUUCUCAUGACUAGCUUGUUUAGAUUUUCUCAUUUUUCUCCCUGCAUAAGCAGAUUUACUAGUACAGCAGUUUCACAAGGCAAAGACGUUGUCUUCCAGGGCCGUCUCUCUGCUAGAGCAAGGACGCUUAUGUUCUUGUUUUUUAAGCCAGCCGUGGGAGGGAGAGGCAGGGGUGCAACCGUACAGAGCCAAAUAAUUUGCUGUCUCUUCUUUCCUGGGAAUUUCAGGAUUUCCUAUUUACUCCUUUCCAAGGGAACUUUUUUCUUACAUGAGGUCAUUUUUCAUACUGGACUUCAGAACUCUGCACAGACCCAAUCAUCAGCACACCAGAGACCACACACUGCCCAUUCGAUAGUUGUCAACGUCAGCAGACCAGGUUGGAAAACUAAAGAAAAAUAGUUACACUUAUUCAUCAGCUGCUAUUUGGGUGAGCUAGCUAAGCCACUCUGAUGGGGGACUGAAGGGCAGCUGAGUAAAGGAAGAUUUCUUAUGAAGGAGGCCUUUAAAAAAGACAUAGACUCUUAGACAAGAUAGUUAUGUUAUUUAUUCCUCAUCUCUUUUUUUAAAGACGUUUCAUUUAGAGCAGAAACUGACCCUUUUUGUCCGUACUGGGGAAGAAAACUGUGGAACUUGCUCUUAAGUAUUUCAGUAAGUGUAUGUCACAAGUGUGUCAAACUUGGCAGACUUUAAGAAUGUUCUUUCACUGUUACUAUCCAAAUGGCAGUCAGAUUGGUUUGGUUUUUUCCCGUUUGCCAUAUUUGCUAAGGUUCAAUAGUUGCUUUCAGAGAACUCUUUUCUUUACUUCCCAACUCCAUCUCCAUCCCACUCCUGCCUUUUGGGGGCUGAAAAGCAAAAAUGGAAGAAUUAAGUGUGACUACUGGGCAUUUUCUGCCUCAUUACCUUUUGCCCCUUGACUCCUGAACAACUUCUUAUUUCACCAAGCCUGCUCUUUGUAGCUUGUCCCUGUGUUCAGUGGCCUCUCCUUUCUCCCCUUUGCUGGCUAUUUCACCACCUCCCUAUCAAAAUUCCUUGUAGAAUUCCUGUCAUCAGUUAUUCUGGAGGCAAAAAAAGGGGCGAUAUGGUAGCUCCCUAUUUUGGCAAUCCCAAGUGAUAGUUUUUAGACUUCAUGAAAUGAAAGACUGAUUUCUCCUAUUUCUGUCCAUUUGACUGAAAUUUUUUACAAUUUUCUUUUUGCAGAUAGAAAAAUAUAAUUUAUAAAAAAAACCAACCAAGCACAGUCCAUAUUGGACAAGGGCAUAAGAAAAUUCCAUCUCAGUUCUUAAUUACUAUGAAUAUUGGGUAGCAGUUUGACAAAUGUGUGUCUCUCUUUUUCUUUCUCCUAAAAUUCACUUUUACACAUACAGUCAAGCACUUUGUUGGACAUUAUUUUAAUUUUCAUUUACUUUUAUCCCUUAAGGGUAUUAUAGUUAGACUAAAAAUAAAAUAAAUAGGUUAUAAGGCAGUUGCACAGCUCCCCCACUACCCAGUAAGAUUCUUUUGCCUUUUGAAUUUUCCUUGAUCUUAAGCAACUCGGAUCUGUGGUAGCCUAGGACAUAUAAUAGAAUGUUAAACUCUGGUUCAUAUGAAGCCAAUUAUUGAUCUUUCAAUAAAUUCUUGUGACAAUUAAUACUCAGUUAAACAAAAAUCAAGACUUUCAUGGAAAUUUUCAGUCAAAGAUAGAUAGGCUUAGAUUUUUAAGAAAUAUUUUUACACAUUUUCAUUGAUUUAGGUUUCAGAAUACUAGGUUUAGGGUUAGAAUAUAUAUACUUCUUUUGUGUGUUUUCUACCUAGUAAUGUGAAUAAAAGGCCCCAGGAUCUGCCUUGCAUUAAAAAAAAAUUAGGGAAAAAAGAAGACUGCAGGAAGUUAAUCCAGCAUCUUUGAAACUUCCAAAAGCUUAAGCACUUUAGUUGGCCACCGGAGCAAGGUAUAUAGCAGACUCUGAAGCACUAAAUAGCAUUUGAAGUUUUUCUUUCUCUUUUUGAAGUUACUUAUAGCAAUUUCCUGGCAGCACUACCUUAUGUACCUCAAGAAUGUGAUGACCUUCAGUUUAGGCAAAAGUUGUAUUUUAACCUCUUGUUUGAUGAAAUAAAUAUCAUGCACAAUGUUUAUAAAGUAGUAACAUGAAUUCUGAAGUAAUGUUUGUGAAACCCUUUCCCUUGUUUUCAGACCAAAGUCAGUUUUCUCUGGUCAGAAAUGAGAACGCUUUAUGAUGAAGUAAGCCUCCCAAAUUUAGCUUCACCAUGUGAGGCUAGAUUCAGGUGCUACCCUGUCCAGUUGCAAAAUUCUUGAAUUAUUCAGAUGGUAGGUAGUGAUAAAUUAAUAUGAAAAAGAGUCACCUUGGGAAAAUUGGUUUUUUUAUUUUUACUAAAUCUAGCUAGGAGAAAAGAUUUUCCUUUAUAGUAUAUUGGCAAGAAUGCUGUCUAAUUUUAACAUUAAGUAGAGAGUAGAGAGGUCAUGAUUUUUCUUUUCACAAUUUGAUGUGGUGCCUAUGACAUUCAAAAGGAAAAGCAACUCAUCAAUCUCCCCAGUUUUUUUCGAGGUGUCCUCUUCCAAUGUAUCCAUUAUUAUUUAACAUUGGCACAUUUUGUUUACACAUGAAGAUAAAUAAAAUAUACUGAAAAUCCAUUUUCAUAAUUUUUUUUGGAUAGGAGAAGAUACCAACAUUUGUUUAGUGUUUAUAGUAUUCCCAAUAUACAGUAUUAUAAAAAUCCAUAUGAUGAUGCCAAAGAGUUAACUCAGGACUAUUUUCUUCCCAUUGUGUAUUAUUGUUUCAGUACUGAGAAUAAGUUUGACAUUUCAUUAAAAAAACAUAUAGUUCAUUCUCAAGGUGGUGCUGAACUUUGUAGCGAUGUAACUUGGGUCUGGUCCUGGAUCUGCCAGCAACUGACUUUUUGAUCUUGGAAAGUCACUUGGUCUCCUUGGACAUCAAUUUAUACAUCUGUCAAAUGAGAGAGUCGGAGUAGAGAGACUCCAAGGAUCCUUCAACUAUAUAAUGUUUUCCAAUUCUGUAGUUUACAUGUGGACAGUCAUGGUGCAAGGCACUUCAGCUAUGCAAGCCAUCAGUUUCCCAAAUUUUUUUGGGAAGAUUGCUAAUCUUCUAGGUCGGGAAGGACCUUACAUUAUCCACACUAAAAAUAUUGGCCCUUAUAAAAAACUGCAGUUGCUUUAAAAGUCAGAACAAAAUUGGGUCAGUGAUAAUAAAAUGGGGUUUAGUCAAGAUGGGUCCCAGCAAAGCCACCAGGAGCUUGUUUAAGGUGUUGAUUAUGCCAUUUCUUCCUUCUCCCAUCUUUUGAUGUACCAAGUACUUGGUUCAAAGGUAUAAAUGUUCAUCUAUAAGCUAUUAAUUUGAAAUUACUUUUUUUACUUUGAUGCUUUUAUGCACAUUGAUGGUAAAUAACAAAAAAUCACUGAAGAUAAAAGAGAAAUAAAUGAAAAAAAAACCCUAUGAAUUAGUUUGAUUCUCUUUCUUGACUCAGAUUACAUGAGUAUCAUUUCAUUUCCCCGGUAUGGAUAUGGGUCACAAAUGGCAUUUUAAGGAAAGAGCACUGGUACAGUAAGCAGAUAUUUGGGUGGCUAUGUCUUGCUAAAUAGACUUGAACAGGAUAUAGUGAGACACAAAUGCAUCAAGAAAAGGGCAUAAUGGCUCAGUGUGAGACUAGAAAAUUCUGUGGGCUCCUUGUGAGAAGUAACUCUCAAUGGGCCCUAUGUAUUUGAAAAAAAAAGUUGUGCCCUCUAAGGCCAGCACAGUGUGAUAUAUGGAAAGCAUUGAGUCUGGAAUGAAAAAACUUAGGUUCUAAUUCCAACUCUGACACUAACUGUUUGACAUCGAAUACAUCUUUAUGGGCCCCAAAUAAUUCCUUAAAAGGUUGGCAACAUUGAAAGUUUAAGGUCUCUUUUUCACUCUAAAUCCUAUGGUCUUGAAUGAAGGAAGUCCCACUGUGUAAAGUUGUAUCUAGGACCUAAUCAAAUCUCAUGGCCAUUUAUUGAAGUUUAAUGGUGACAUUCACCAUCGUGAUAUAGACUAUUAGGCUCUAUAUAGGAGACCUGGUUUCUAAUAUUGGCUCUGUGUGAUCUUGGGAAAGUCCUUUCUCUGGAACUCAUUUUUCUAAUUUAUAAACGAGAGCAUUGAAUGAGGCUUUUCUAAGGUAUUUUCUAACCCUAACAAUCUAUGGUUUCUUUGUGUUUCCACUUGUCUGGUUUUGGAAUUUUCUUUGAAAAUCAACACAAUGAUACAUGUAUAACCCAGUAGAACUGCUUGUUAGAUUCAGGAGAGGGAAGGAAAGAGCUGGGGUUGGGGAGGGGUGUCAUGAAUCAUGUAACCAUGGAAAAAUACUCAAAAUUUAAAAAAAGGGAAAAUCAACACAAGAUUUAAGCCCCACAAUCCCUCAUCUUGCUUCUAGAAAAUGGCUGUUUUUCUCCCCAAUCUUCCCUCCACAGUGGGGAUCUAACAUCAAUCCAUAAGGGCUACAUAAACCCCUCUAUAUUAUAGAUUAAGGGAAAUAUAUUUGACAUAAAGUUUUAGAGCGAAAAUUGCAAGCCUUUUAAAAAAAGUGAACAUAUAAUGUUAAAUGUCAUUGUCAUGAACAUAAAUUGUUGAAGCUGUACCAUAUGUAUACAUCUAGCAGUACAGGAAAAUUGUACUAUCAGCCCUUUGAGGGGAUAAUUAGGGGAAAGAGCUUUUGAAUGAUAAUGAAGAAUGAGAGAAUAAUAAAAGCCCAUUUCAAUGAAAUCCUAGCUCUCUGUACAUAAAUUUGUAGAGUUUCAAGAUAUUUUGGUCCUGAUCAACAAUAACUACAAAAUAGCCUGAGAAUUUAACCUUGCUCUUUUAUGGCCACUGUGUAGAUUAAAAAAAAAAUCCCAAUAUGUCAGUAUAAAAACAUUUUCAAGUAAAUUUUAUUUAUGGUGUAGGUCUUGUUAAAAUGAUGUUGAAUGUGGCUCCAAUUGUAUUACUGGAGGGUCAAAAUGUUUAUUUCAAGGUUAUGUCUUUAUCACCUACAGCUCUAUAAAGAGAUUUGAUUUAUUUGGGUUAUAGGAACAUUCGGGAACAUAGAUUGAAAAGACAGUAUCUUUAGUAUUUGGACUACAGAAAAGCCAUUAAAAUGAAGCAUACUCAAUUGAAUAUCAUCUAAUAACUGAAAAACAAUUUUUUUCUCACUGUCUAUCAAGUUAUGUACCUCAUGUCAAAGUGAAAUCAAGGUAAUAUCCAAAUGACCAUUGAAGAGAUUGGAAAGUAUUCAUGAGUAGAGAAUAAAAGAAGCAUACAGUGAACCUGUUCUGAAUGUAUAAUUGUCUAAUGCUUGAAUAAAACUAUUUUAACUUGAAAAUGAUUGUAAAAAAGUAUACAUGAUUUUUUAAAAAUCUUAGAUAUUUAUAUUAAUUUUAAUUCAAAUGUGAGAUUUCUGAGCUAACAUUUGACUUUGUUUUCAAAGGACAUUUAUAUUCUUAAUUUAAUAAGGACUUGUGUUAUUCUUGAUUAAAUUUAGCAGUGUUGUAUUUUGAGUUUUUUCUUCCGUUGAUCUUACAUUGAUCUUAUUAAAGUUCUGAAUUCCUAUGGGAGGAAAAAUUAAUUUUGGUAUUGCCUUGAUCAGGUAAUGCCCUAAAUAAAAAAAAUAUAGCAUCA